ACACACACUUCCGGUUUUACUUAACCUCACAAAAAAGCUGAACGUGAGCACGCUUUUAAUUUGAAAGUCCGUCACUGUAUCAUUGCAGGACAUUGCGUCAUUCGAUAAACUUCCGGCGGAGUAUUUUUGGUGUAACACGUCAACAUGAGCAGAGGAGACGGGAUUUUACCGGCUCGUGGAAACUGCGUGUACACCAGCUGUUACUGUGAAGAAAAUGUUUGGAAACUCUGUGAGUUUAUCAGGAAGGAGAGAACGGCAGCGCUGGAGCACGUGUUUGCUGUUUUUAUCUCAAAUGAGAACAGAACGGUUCCUCUGUGGAAACAGAAGUCAGGACAUGGAAACCAGCCAGUGAUCUGGGACUACCAUGUGAUUCUGCUGGUGGUGGAUCCUCAGUCAGAAGCUCUGGUUUAUGACCUGGACUCUGAGCUGUCGUUUCCCUGCAGUCUGAAAGUGUAUGCUGCCCAGGCUCUCCGCUCAGACCACACCCUCCGACCUGAGUACCACAGGAAGUUGCGUGUCGUACCUGCCGACAGCUUCCUGCUGAACUUUGCGUCCGAUCGCUCGCACAUGAAGACGUCCGACGGCUCCUGGAGGAUGCCCCCCCCUCUGUACCCACCCGUUCAAACCACAGAGAGUCACAUGAACCUGGACGACUUCAUCAGUGUGGACCCUGCUGUUGGCUGGGGGACGGUCUUCAGGCUGGACCACUUCCUGCAGAGCUACACCACAAUGUCUUCAUCAUCAUCAUCGUUGUCAUGGUAACACAGACUGCAGCAGCUGCUGCCACCACCUGCACUGAAAAACUACAACUCCCAUGGUGCAUUUCUGCGAUAGAGCUAGAGACAUGAUGAACCAGUGUGAUGCUUUUGGAUCAGGUUCUGGAUCAGGUUCUGGAUCAGGUUCUGGAUCAGGUUCUGGAUCAGGUUCCGGAUUAGGUUCCGGAUCAGGUUCCGGAUCAGGUUCCUGUGGUCGUGAUGUGACCAAAUGCCAUCACACUGAAAGUCUGUGGAUAUUUAUGGUUAAAUGUCAGAUAAUUAAAGAUUUUUAUGUCAGAAAAUA
This is a messenger RNA of Solea senegalensis (Senegalese sole), 1059 nucleotides long. It is a transcript of the gene ntaq1, whose product is annotated as WDYHV motif containing 1. Gene Ontology annotation, cellular component: nucleus; cytosol. NCBI's taxonomy places the organism in Eukaryota, Metazoa, Chordata, Actinopteri, Pleuronectiformes, Soleidae. The coding region runs from base 145 to 762 and encodes 205 amino acids. The transcript is spliced from 6 exons. Gene Ontology annotation, molecular function: protein-N-terminal glutamine amidohydrolase activity; protein-N-terminal asparagine amidohydrolase activity. The record is from RefSeq and is a predicted model, not a curated record.